AUGAGCUACGCCGGUGUGGUUCGAAGGACUACUCAAGACAACGAUGAUACAGAGACCACGACACCCGCAGAUGAUCGCGAGAGGAGUGAAUCUGAUUGCAAUAGCAAACGUGCAGCCAAUCCACACUCUUGGGAUGAAGACAGUCGGGGCAAGACAAGAACAGAUUCUGAGCACGGUCACUCCCUCAUAGCUAUUCUUCCCAUGACCAAACACAGGGGAUCGUCGGUAUCGAAUUGGUUCAACGGACUGUUUACAACAAUCAUUGGUGUCGCGACUCUCGGAACAAGCAUAACCUUCUCCUACGUUCUGUCCAACGGUACUGCGACCCCUCCCUCCACAACAGCAACAUUCAAUCAACAGCAGGUUCAGGAUUUCCUGGCAAUCAGUUGGCUGCUCUUUCUGCUGACUUUGGCUUUCGCAUCUCUUGGAUCAACCCUCUUGACAUUUUUCAAGAAACACUGGAUUGCCGACUGGGAUGGCGUGAAAGGCGAAACCUCGCAAUGGACUGUCCAGAUGUAUGCGGUCUGUGUAAGCGGUCUCUUGGGCGCCUUGACAAUCGGAGCCUUCAUGCUAUUGUGCUUAGUGGUCGUGGCGUAUUCGCCGGUCGUUGGUUGGGUGUCGCUCUUCUUUGCGAUCUUCUUCGGUGUUGUGAUUCUUGUGGCGGUUGUCCACCAGGCACCGUGGCCUUGGAGAGAUAACACACCCUCACUGCCAGCAUGA
Messenger RNA from Exophiala viscosa, 720 nucleotides. RefSeq lists its product as uncharacterized. The transcript has a single exon. Bases 1 to 720 code for a protein of 239 amino acids. The record is from RefSeq and is a predicted model, not a curated record. NCBI's taxonomy places the organism in Eukaryota, Fungi, Ascomycota, Eurotiomycetes, Chaetothyriales, Herpotrichiellaceae.